GUCGCUCAGAUGUGGGAGCCGCCUGAGCCGAAUACGAGCAGACUGCCUCUGGUUCUGACGGGAACACCCACUCUCACACACACGCUCGCGCUCUCGGGACCUUCAUUUUUUUUCUUUUUUUACUUUUAGAGCCGUUAUUUCCCUGAAAAAAGCCGCCGCUUUUCGGACCUCAUCAGUUAUCAGCGUGAGACUGGAUUUCACUUCUCACCAUGGACUGCUGAUUCACGCGCUUCACAUCUAACAGAUGGGGAGAGAAGAACUGGGAUAUGAUUCCAAGUGAUGCAGCAAAGGAAGUCUUCACUUGAACCAAGAACAUAAAUGAGUAUUUGCCAUGCUACAUGGGAAGGCUUUGAACUCCCCCCUGGUCUUUCUCCUCCUUCUCUUCAUCUUUGCUGCUGCCUAUUGUCGCUCCUAUCCCCGGUUUUCACGCAAUGACUCAGAAUUCCAGCACUUGGUGCUGCACCCGGACCCCUUUGUCGGGACGGUGUACGUGGGGGCAAGGGACCACCUUUUCCAGCUUGAUGGAUCAGAUGGACUCAGGCUGGAACAAGAGGAGAUCACCGGUCCUGUGAGCGACAGCAAAGACUGCCUCCCUCCAGUCACAGAAAUGAACUGCCCGCAGGCCAGAAGAACCAGUAAUCACAACAAACUUCUGCUGGUAGAUCCAAAAGCGUUGGAGUUGAUCACCUGUGGUAGUGUGCAUCAAGGCAUCUGCCAGAAACGCAGCCUGGCCUCCAUCAAGAAGGUGCUCUUCUCCACUGAGAGGCCUGUAGAUACGCAGUAUGUUGCAGCCAAUGACCCAUCAGUAUCAACUGUGGGGCUGGUGGUGGGGCUUCACGGUGGGGAAAGGACUGUAAUGUACGUGGGUCGGGGCUAUACCGCCAGCCACCCACCCAUCUCCACCCGCCACCUUUCUACAGAACCUGUCUUUUCUUACGAGGAGACGGCUAAGCUGGCUGUAGCUGGACGUCUGUCAGAAUAUGACCAUCAUUUUGUAACGGCAUUCACUCGACGCUCCUAUGUGUACUUCUUAUUUUACCGACGUCAUAUCAAGUCACCGUCAAGGGAGUACCGGACAUACGCUGCCAGGGUGUGCCUGGAAGACGCCUCCUACUAUUCUUAUGUGGAAAUUCCUCUUCUCUGCAGAUCGCCAUCCUCUCCCUACAGGAAUUAUAACCUGCUACAGGCAGCUCAGGUGGGACAAGGUGCAGGCCAGCAAGGCGAAGAUCUGCUGGGAGUCUUCUCCACCCACGUCAGCUCAACAAACAGCAGUCCUUUGGAUUCCUCAGCUCUGUGCAUUUUCCCUCUAGAUGAGCUCGACAGACACAUUGACUCCACCCGUGACCUGUGCUACACCCAAGAAGGGUGGGUGGAGGGUAGAAAGGAGGUGGCCUAUAUAGAGUACGAAGUCAAGUCCAGCUGUGCCAACCUACCCCUGAAUACCCUGAAGGCUUAUCCAUGUGGUUCUGACCACACCCCGAGUCCGAUGGCAAGCAGGGAACCUCUGGAAGUUAAAGCUGCGUGGCAGACCUCAGCAGCUCGUCUCACUGCUGUGGCCGUCAAUAUCAGAGAAGGACACAGCAUUGCCUUCCUGGGAGACUCUAAAGGGACUCUUCACAAGGUAUAUCUUGGCCAAGAUGGUGUUGUGGAGGUAUAUGCGAACACAACAAUACAUCCCAACUCACCCAUCAACAGUGACCUUUUACUGGAUCAGCGUGGAUCACACAUCUACAUCAUGACCAAAACUAUUGUGGAGAAGCGUCCGGUGGCAGAAUGUGGCGAUCACUUAGACUGCCCGUCCUGUCUGUUGGCCAGAGACCCGUACUGUGGCUGGUGUGUUCUGGAAGGACGUUGUGGCCAGCGAUGGGAGUGCCAGCGUGGGUCUGUGCAGGGCCAGUGGUUGUGGAGUUUCAACCAGACACAACAGUGCCUCAGCAUCCAGCACCUCAGCCUCUACAACAUCAGCCGUGGAGAGAAAACUGAUAUUGCAGUGUCAGUAGAAGGCCUCCCCAGUCUCAAACAAGGAGAGGCGUACUCUUGCUUCUUUCAUGACACAGAAACUCCUGCCUUACUCACCACUACUGGUGUGAUAUGCUCUACCCCUGAUGCCAGCAAUCUGCCCCCCAUUGGCCAAGGAGAUGAGUUUGUUAUGGUGACUCUAUCGCUGCGUUUCAUUAACGUGACGGUAGCAGAAACAGAAUUCACCUUCUACAACUGCAGCUUGGUCCAGGAACUUUCUGGGCGCAGGCCAUGCCAAGGGUGUGUUAGCAGUCGCUGGGGGUGUAACUGGUGUAUCCAUCAACAUGUCUGCACACAUGAGCGUACCUGUAGCCAAGGAGUCACCAUCUACAAUCAACAUUUCAUACCACCAACACCCACCAUCCCACCACCCACCAGCAAACCAACCCCAUCACCUCCUCCUGUCCAAACUGCUCCAGCAACAACAACCACUACAACAACACAACCACCACCCACUGAGACAUCUGUCCCCACCACGGCAGCUGUCCCCUCAACUACCACUACUGCAGAAACCCCUACCACCCCUUAUGCUGAAUCCACCACACCAGCUACUCUUUCCACAACGUCCCCUUUUGCCAGGAUCUCUCCCAGAGCCACCCCUGCACACACCGAUGCCCCUGCCACACAUGGAUUUCUCUCCAAUGUGGAGGGCAUAACAGAAGCUGCUGGUGGUGCUAGAAGCUCUUCAAAGGAUGUGGAUACUGACACUUUAAGUAUCACAGAUGAAACUCCCCACAGUAAACUGCCCAGCAGCACUAGUAAUGUAAACUUUCUCCUGAGAUAUUUAGAGCCAUCUGGUGAACCAGUAGCUUCUUCUGAGAUAACCUCAACUACUUCUAGUGAAGUGGCUCCUUUAAUAGGCCUCUCUAUCAGCGACAAGAAGAAAGCCAUUCCUCUGGACACUUCUAAUGAGAAUGUUUCACCUCCUUGGCUGAAUGGGUGGGAGAGCUCAGAGGGAGAGACUGAGGUGGACUCUGAAACGAGUCCAUCUGUUGUCUAUCUAUUCAACAUUACAGAAUUACCUGAAACUGUAACUGACCUCAACUCUGAAUCUGCAGCAAAGCCCCAGUCUGAUUCUUCAGCUGAUUCCUAUUUUCUGGAAUGCCCAUGUGUGGAGAAAGUUCAGGAUUCUACUCUUCUCCCUGUCAAUGUGGACAGGAAGAUCACACUGGUGGGCCAACACCUAAACUUGUUUCAGGAUGAGAAUUUGGAGUACGAGUGUGUGUUGGACAUAGAGAAUCACUUAGUGGUGGUGGAGGCCUCUGUGGAGCCAGAUGACACUCAGUCCUCAGUCUUCUUUAUCACCUGUCAACCAUACCAGUAUCUGUAUUCCCUCCCAAUGGAAGAAUACCAAGCCACAAUAAGUGUCAGGAGAAAAAACAACUUCCUCAUUGACAGCGCUGAAGAUCUGUUUGUUACUUUGUUCAACUGUUCUGUGGGUCGAUCAGACUGCAGUCGGUGUCGUACUGCUGAUCCAAAGUAUGGCUGUGUUUGGUGUGGCGAUGCUACCAGCUCUCGCUGUGUCUAUCAGGGUUCCUGCACUGAUGAGAUCAAAGACACUUGCCCUGCUCCGGUCAUACAUUUUCUGGACCCUGCAUCUGGUCCUGUGGAGGGAGGGACCUUGGUGACAAUUUCCGGCUCAAACCUCGGCCAGAGAGCUGAAGACAUCCAGAACUCAGUCACAAUAGUUGGAGUCGCCUGCAGUGUCAUCCACAGCAGAUAUGAAGUCUCAUCGAGGAUAGUGUGUGAAACGACACGCAGCGGAGGGGAAAAGAGCGGCCAUGCCUCAGUCAAAGUGAGAGGAGGAGGAGUCGGGCUGUCAGCUCAGAUCUUCAGCUUCCAGGAUCCCAUAGUCAGCAGUAUCUUCCCUCAAAGAGGACCCAAGGUGGGGGGCUCGUCUCUCACCAUCAGAGGUCAGAGACUACGGACUGGACAUCCGAGUGAAGUCAGUGUCCUCAUCGGAGGAGUGCCUUGCUUGGUGCUUAAUGUCCAGGAGGAUCAGAUCAUCUGUCAAACCAGAGGCAGCAACAGAACAGGAGAACACAACGUCGUGGUUCGAUUUGGAGGAGCAGAGCGCCAUCUGCAGGGUUUGAUGUAUCAGUACACCUCCAACCCCAACAUCACAAAGGCUGAACCAUCCAGAAGCUUUCUCAGUGGAGGCAGGAUCAUCAAAGUUUCCGGUCAGAACCUGGAUGUGGUCCAAGAACCAAAAAUGAGAGUCACUCUCAGUCCUCCUGAUGCUCUCCCACCCAGACGGAGAAGAAGCAUCAAGAGGAAGAAGGGAGGACGGCUGAAUGGAGGACAUGAUCACCAGGGCCCUCUUAAGAGAUGGAGGAGGAUUGUUUUAGAGACAAACUGCCCCGAGGGUGCGCUCUGUCAUGUCAAACAGUACGAAUCUCACUGCACAGUGAGCAACUCCUCUCUUAUAUUGUGUCCAACCCCUGCUGUGGGUCCAGAGGCCACAGGAGCCAGGGUGAAAGUUCACUUCCUGUUGGAUGGCCUCCAUUUUAACUUCAGCACUGUAAAUAACGAAGCUUUCAGCUAUGAGCCCAACCCAAAGCUAUACCAGCUAAACCGGAACGACCUGAGCAAGCCAUACCACCACAAACCUGACAGCAUCAUCUCUGUUGAGGGAGAGCAUCUGGAUCUUGCCAUGACUAAAGAGGAGGUGGAGGCACGGAUCGGGGAAGGCUUGUGCUCAGUGAUAACUCUGACACACAACCAUUUGUACUGUAAACCACCAGCCCAUCAGCCCUCUGUCACAGCCACUAAAAGUCAGGAUGGCAUGGAGAUCCUGCCAGAAUUUACUGUGAAAAUGGGGAAUCUGAACUUUUCCCUGGGCAGAGUGCAGUACGACAGCCUGCCACAGUCAACGUUUCCUCUGGAGGCCCAGGUGGGAGUUGGGGUGGGAGCCUCCAUAGUGGCUCUGAUUGUGCUCAUCAUAGUGCUCAUAUACAGGAGAAAGAGUAAACAGGCCAUGAGGGAUUACAAGAAGGUGCAGAUCCAGCUGGAGAACCUGGAGACCAGUGUCAGGGACCGCUGUAAGAAGGAGUUCACAGACCUGAUGACAGAGAUGAUGGACAUGUCCAGUGAUCUGGUUGGUUCAGGGAUUCCCUUCCUGGAUUACCGAGUUUACGCCGAGCGCAUUUUCUUCCCGGGCCACCAGGAGUCGCCACUGAGACGAGAUCUAGAUGUUCCAGAGAGUCGAAGACAGACGGUGGAGCAGGGAUUGGUCCAGCUGUCCAAUCUACUCAACAGCAAACUCUUUCUCACCAAGUUCAUUCACACUCUUGAGGUCCAGCGGACAUUUUCACCAAGGGACCGGGCCUAUGUGGCCUCCCUGCUGACCGUAGCCCUGCAUGGCAAACUGGAGUACUUCACAGACAUCCUGAAGACACUGCUUAAUGAUCUGGUGGAGCAAUACGUGGCCAAGAACCCCAAACUGAUGCUGAGGAGAACUGAAUCUGUGGUGGAGAAGCUCUUGACAAACUGGAUGUCUAUUUGCCUCUUCACAUUUCUUAGGGAAUCAGCAGGGGAGUCAUUUUACAUGCUGUUCAGAGCAAUAAAGCACCAGGUGGACAAGGGACCUGUGGAUGCUGUGACAGGAAAAGCAAAGUACACACUGAACGACAACCGGCUGCUACGUGAGGACGUGGAGUACCGCACGCUGACUCUAAAUGUUGUGAUGCUGACUGCAGCCACCAGUGGAGGCACCACAACUCAGACGGUGCCAGCCAAGGUCCUGGACUGUGACACCAUCACCCAAGUGAAGGAGAAAGUUUUGGAACAAACCUGGAAAGGAACAUCUUUUUCACAGAGGCCGCACAUCGACUCGUUGCAUCUUGAGUGGCGGGCAGGUGUUGCAGGUCACCUGAUACUGUCAGAUGAGGACCUAACAUCUGUUGUACAAGGUUCUUGGAAGCGUCUUAAUACACUGCAGCACUACAAGGUCCCGGAUGGAGCAACUGUGGCCCUUGUCCCCAGGAACGGCAAACAUCACCUCCAUGACAGUCAUGAUUACAUGCCUGGAGAAAAGACGCCUAUGCUGGAUGAUGGGGAGGAAGGAGGCAUGAGGCUCUGGCAUCUGGUAAAAGCUAAUGAAGAAUCCGAGUUACCAAAGCACAGAAGAGGCAGCUUGAGGGAAAGAGGUGGGGAGAGAGCCAAGGCCAUCCCUGAGAUAUACCUCACACGCCUGCUCUCCAUGAAGGGUACUCUGCAGAAGUUCGUUGAUGAUUUAUUCACUGCGAUCCUCAGCACCAGUCGUCCCGUCCCCCUGGCUGUUAAAUACUUUUUUGACUUGUUGGAUGAGCAGGCUCUGCAGCAUAACAUCGCUGACCCUGAGACCAUCCACAUCUGGAAAACCAACAGUUUACCGCUGCGGUUCUGGAUCAAUAUCCUCAAAAACCCACAGUUCAUCUUUGACGUGCAGACCUCAGACCAUGUGGAUGCUGUGCUGUCGGUCAUCGCCCAAACUUUUAUGGAUUCCUGCACCAUUGCUGACCACAAGCUAGGACGGGACUCUCCCAUCAACAAGUUGCUGUAUGCUAGAGACAUCCCACGUUACAAACAGAUGGUGGAGAGGUACUACACAGACAUCCGGCAGACCAUCUCAGCCAGUGACCAGGAGAUGAACUCGGCUCUAGCAGAACUCUCCCGCAAUUACGCAGCAGAAGUGAACUGCCUUGUGGCUUUACACGAGCUGUACAAGUACAUCAACAAAUACUAUGAUCAAAUUAUCACGGCUCUGGAGGAGGACUCCACAGCUCAGAAGAUGCAGCUCGGUUACAGGCUCCAACAGAUCGCUGCUGCUGUAGAAAACAAGGUGACAGACUUAUGACCUCAAAGCCGAAAUGGAUUUUUUUCCUUUACGUCUCCUGGACGAAAAAAGGUUUUCUUUAUUUUCCCUUUCUCUUCUUAAAACAAAGGAAGACAAAGGCACUCUGUGAUUUCACUGUCGUUCUGACAGACUGGUUUUCAGUGAUGAGAGAGAUUAUCUCAUGAGGAUCGCUGAUUCUGGCCACGUUUCCUGUGACCUCCUUCAAAUUUCCACAGGUCCUCACACUGGGAUUAAGAAGGACAGCAUGCCACUAAGGAAAAAACUGAUGAAUCUAAAAAGAAGCACAUCAUAAACGUUUGACAUCUCAUUGAUUCUUUGUGUUGAAUUAAAAACAAAAAAGGAGACAGAAAAUGAAAGAGAUUUGAGCAGAACAUUCCCACCCCGAGUUUAAAGGUACGCUUUUCAUCCUCUGUGAGCUGAAAAAGGAGGAUUUCACCUUUAAUGUCGACUGCUGUGGGUUUUUAGUUCGUGUUUUCUUAAAGUCUUAUUGUGACACUAUCAGUGGCCUGUUUAUUGAUCUUUAGGGGUUUUUCCAAUCUGCUCUUGGCUUCCUUAAACCGUCUUUCCAAAGUCUUAUUUUGUUUUUCUGAUCAGUAAACGAGCAUUUCUUUUUUCUUUUUCUUUUUUUUUUUUUACUUUGGUGCCUCAUUUGUUUGAGCUAAAGAGCAUUGUUUUAUAAAGACUCUCAUUUCUCUCUCUUUGUUUAUGGUGGCCAUAUUAAGAUAAACUUUGCAGGAUUUUUUUUUUUGUAUCACCCAAAGAAAUUUGUCCGAUUUUUCUCCAAGAUAACGUCAACAUUGAUCCGUCCUUUUCAAAAUGAUGAAAGUAGAAGGUCAGUCACAGAAUCGGUGAAUGAUUCACCCUGAUCUUCUUCCUGUGGGGAAAUUAAUGCACAAAUACAAAAAUAAUGCACAAAUAAACUUUUAAGUUUAUUGGUAUGUUUUUAAUAAUAAAAAAUUUAACAGCACUUCAGGAUUUAUUUUCUGUUUCCUGAUACAUUUAUUUUUCCGGACCUCGUAAUGUGUUGCAGAAAAAAAGCAGCGUUAAUCCUGAAGUGGUUAUAAAAUAAUUAGAAGUUAAAUCACUUAUGACAAAUUAUUUCUUUUAUUUGUGCAUUUUUGGGGGGAUUUAUUUUAGUUAUAUUGUCGGCACAAUUUUGUAUUCUUCUGGUUUUUUUUAAGUCUAUUUUAUGUCUCUAAACUUUUAUGGGAUUUUUAUUGCAGAUAUCUCGUCUCUGUGGUCACCCGACUCACCUGUGUUACAUUUUCAGCUUCACCUGUAACAUCCGUGUAAAACUGAUGUAAUCUGCAGCCUCCACCAAGAGGCUGAAAUCCAAGUUUUUUACAAACAUUUCACUCAUAACAAAAACAGCUUUGCCCAAUUUUUAUGCUUUAAGUUUUGUUUAUAUUGUUGGUGUUAAAGCGAACGCCAGAUUUUAACAGUGUUGUUGCAGAGCAAAGCUUUUUAUGUUUCAGAAAUGAUCCCGUUUCUUUCAAGACUUUUUUAAAGGAUAUUCAUUUUUAACAAAGAACUGCUGCUCUGUGAUGCCAUGUGUGAAAGGCUUUUUAUUAGUUGUUUUCCAACUUAAUUUAUUGUUUAUUUAUUUUGCUGCAAAUGUUGUUAGUUAUUCCUGUCAGACUUGUAGAGCGGUAAAGAUUCUGCCCCUUUUUCUUGAAGAAAACAUCUUUUGUCCUUUCUCUACCUUUUGUUUGUUGUUGCUUUUUUUGCUACAUCAAAACCAAAUUUACCAUCUGCUGAUUUGAAUUUCUUUACAUUCUGUUUUGAUCUAAAAUGCAUUAAAGAAUAUGAGCUCUAAGGUUUCAAGCAGUUAACUUGUAUAUAAAAAAGUAUUUUUCUCAUUCUUUGCUGUGCACAUACUGUUGCUUGCAGCUAACUUGUGUAUGCAAAGCCCAGGUUCGUUUCGUAGAUACAUACAUCUCCCACGUAAUCUUGACUUUAGUGUUGUUUAACUGAUAGGAUGAGCCUAACAACAGCUUAAUGUGAUGCAAUAAAGUGGUCCAUAUGUGAACA
Molecule: messenger RNA, 8887 nt
Organism: Melanotaenia boesemani (Boeseman's rainbowfish)
Lineage: Eukaryota; Metazoa; Chordata; Actinopteri; Atheriniformes; Melanotaeniidae
Product: plexin-B1-like
Exons: 39
Coding region: 332-6856 (2174 amino acids)
Biological process (GO): axon extension; positive regulation of axonogenesis; negative regulation of cell adhesion
Cellular component (GO): semaphorin receptor complex
Molecular function (GO): semaphorin receptor activity; protein binding
Source: RefSeq, a predicted model, not a curated record